CGGAAGGAAGGGAGUAGGCGCUGCCGAGAAAGGAGCCUCCCGGCUGGGGCUGGAACCCAUCCCGGAGGAGGGCGGGCAGCUGGGCGGCCUGGGGACAGCCCCGGCCCAUUGGUACUUGGGCGGGCGCCCACGGAAGCCGCCGCUCAGUCCAUCCCUCGGCUCGCCUGGUGCCUGAAGCCCGCGCUCUCCAGUCACUCGCCCCCCUUCGCGCCAUGAUGCAGCCGCUGAAAGCGCCCUCCUGCCGCGGGUCCCGCCUGCUCGUCCUGGCCGCGCUGCUCGUGCUCUCGCCGGCGCCGGGCUUCGUGGCCCAAGGGGCCCGCCUGCUAUCGGCCCGGGACUCGCCGCUGAGUCGCCGCGGGUCGCUCGACAGCUCCAGCGUGCCGGUCCAGAGAGCCGCCCAGACGGCCGUCAACUUCUUCAACUACCAGCAGGGGUCGCCGAGCGCGCUGCGGGCGCUGGGGCACGUCAAGAAGGCUUCCCUGAAGCUUGUUCCAGGAGUUGGCCGCAAGUACAUCCUACAGUUUACUACGAAAGACCUCCUAACUGGGGAAAACCUAGGCACCUGCCACUCCUCUGUGUUCUACCUGAAGGCAAAGCCAAAGCCAGCGGUUGAAAUUAGCUGCUCGCCGGACCAAGGCAAAAAUGACCACCAGAUUCAAGACCUUUUCUUGUACUUGAGCCUUACAGAAGAUAAACAGCCCUCUCUGAAGGUCCUGAGGAAUUUGGGUGUUUAUGGCAGCAGCCUAGUGGCGUGGGAGAUGUCGACUGAGGACUUGGCUUACACUUUGACACAAGUCAAGGACGUGAAGCCGUGGAGAAGAGGUGACGGUGCGCCUGAAUUUGACUUCACUGUUCUGCUUGGUGAUAGGUGGGGAGAGUCUUCCAUCUCCUGCCACGUGCGCGUUGCUUGGCAACCUGACCUGCCUGUGCAAGUGAAAUACUACUGUUCUCCAGAGGAUGGGUCUUCAGAAUCUGCGGAUGGCUCUGGAGAGGAACUUGGAUCUACUGAUGAGUUUUUUCUUGAAGCAGAAAGUAAUUUUUAAAUAGGAAGGAAGCUGUGUUAUAAAGGUGUAAACAUUUUUACAAGGGUGUGGAGCACCUGGCAUUUAAUACUUCCACUCUGCGUCAUGAUUAUUCUUCCACGUAAAUCACUGCUGCGGAUUGGAAGUUUGUGCACAAGUCACUUCUGACCCACUGUAGAAAUUCUUAAAAGAAAAAAAAAUCCUCUGCGUCUUCCUAAAAGCACUUUUUCGCAGAUUAAAAUAAUAUAUAUAUGGAAAAAAUUACUGGACUUGCCACCAAGUUUCUGGCAUUAGGGAAUUACGCUGUAUGAAGUUAAUAUAUAUGAACCACAUUCUUGGAGUUUUUAAAACUACCAUUUCAAGAAAAGUAUUGUGGAAUUAAAAAUAUAUAUAUGAUAAUAAGCCUUUGAUGCUAACUUUUAAUUUAUCUCCAAUAAAAUGAAUAAAGUCA
Molecule: messenger RNA, 1473 nt
Organism: Gekko japonicus
Lineage: Eukaryota; Metazoa; Chordata; Lepidosauria; Squamata; Gekkonidae
Gene: RARRES1
Product: retinoic acid receptor responder (tazarotene induced) 1
Exons: 6
Coding region: 213-1043 (276 amino acids)
Molecular function (GO): metalloendopeptidase inhibitor activity
Source: RefSeq, a predicted model, not a curated record